Molecule: messenger RNA, 3351 nt
Organism: Poeciliopsis prolifica (blackstripe livebearer)
Lineage: Eukaryota; Metazoa; Chordata; Actinopteri; Cyprinodontiformes; Poeciliidae
Gene: zdhhc3a
Product: zinc finger DHHC-type palmitoyltransferase 3a
Exons: 9
Coding region: 313-1260 (315 amino acids)
Biological process (GO): peptidyl-L-cysteine S-palmitoylation; protein targeting to membrane
Cellular component (GO): endoplasmic reticulum; Golgi apparatus
Molecular function (GO): protein-cysteine S-palmitoyltransferase activity
Source: RefSeq, a predicted model, not a curated record
AACAGCAGAAAGUGAGGCAGAUCCUUUAGUUCUCAGUCUCCUCUGCUGUGGAACCAGCUUUUGAAUCAGCCACCCUGCUUACUUUUAAUAGACCCCUGUGCUCUUUGGAAAGUGGAUUGAUGAUCAUGGCUUACAGAGGGGUGGCUGAUGGCGCUGAGGCAGGCAGACGGUGAGGGAGGGGGGGCAACCACAGCUGCAGGAGCAGGGGAGGAAGCGAGCGGAGGAUGCUUAUCUUCAAGCAUGUGAUGACAGAGGCCUGAAGAUUGAGAGGCUGCGGCAGCAGGACCUGCGAGCAUCCAGCUUCAAUGAAGGAUGAAGAGUCCGGUGCACAGAUGCAGGGACGUGGAGCACGGCCGCGGGCAGGCCGGGACCGGGACCGGGGGCGGGGGCGGGUCCAACUGCCUGCAACCUGAACAGCGCAUCCCUGUCUCCAAAGACGUCAUCACUUCCUCCUCUUCCUCAGCUUUGUGGUUCAUCAGGGACACCUGCGGCAUCGUGUGCGCCAUCAUAACAUGGCUGCUGGUGUUUUACGCUGAGUUUGUGGUGCUGUUUGUCAUGCUGGUGCCCUCCAAGAAUCUCACUUACAGCAUUGUGAACGGGACCUUGUUCAAUACUUUGGCCUUUCUAGCCCUCGCCUCACACCUCAGGGCCAUGUGCACUGACCCUGGGGCAGUGCCAAAAGGGAACGCCACUAAGGAAUACAUAGAAAGCCUUCAGCUGAAACCAGGGCAGGUGGUCUACAAAUGUCCCAAGUGUUGCAGCAUCAAGCCUGACCGAGCGCACCACUGCAGUGUGUGUAAACGAUGCAUACGGAAGAUGGACCACCACUGUCCCUGGGUCAACAACUGUGUUGGGGAAAACAACCAAAAGUACUUUGUUCUUUUCACAAUGUACAUUGCACUCAUCUCUCUGCACUCUCUGGUCAUGGUGGUCUUCCAUUUCCUCUACUGCUUUGAAGAUGAUUGGACAAAGUGCAGCUCCUUCUCUCCUCCUGCAACAGUCAUCCUCCUCAUCCUCCUGUGCUUUGAGGGCCUCCUCUUCCUCAUCUUCACCUCUGUGAUGUUUGGCACCCAGGUCCACUCCAUCUGUACCGAUGAGACAGGCAUAGAGCAGUUGAAAAAGGAAGAGCGAAGAUGGGCUAAAAAAACUAAGUGGAUGAACAUGAGGGCGGUUUUUGGACACCAUUUUUCUUUAUUGUGGUUAAGCCCCUUCUCCACCCCUGACCACGGCAAGGCUGAGACCUACCAGUAUGUGGUGUGAGGGAGCUCAGGACAGGGAAUGAGAAGGCCUGGAAAAGCUAGCCUGUUUGCCCAACUCAGCCUCUCUUACAGUGUUCGUCCCACACAAGCCAUGGACAGCUUGUCAUGUGCUCUUUGUGCUGACAACUAAGUGAGCAAUGUCUAAUUUAUUUUUAUUUAUUUUUUUGUUUGCCUUUAUAAGUCGAGUUGCAGAGAAAAAGAAACACUGUCUGUCUUUUUGCAAACACUGUGAUAAAUCAGUUUUUUUUCUCAUAUCAGAAACUGUCUGUUCUUGCUUGGUGCGUAAUCUUCCUGCGUUUUGUUCAAGGAUACGUUCAGCCAAAUUACAAAAGAAAAAGGGAUUCGAUGUAAAAUGACAUCACUUCAUCCUGCAGGUAUAUGGCUGUUCUUGUAGGGUAGGUGACUAAAACGGUGAAAAAUCAAAAUGAAAUCGAUUAUUAGGUUAUGAGAGUAGCCAGAAGAAUUUAACCUGCAUGUUUUUAUCAGGGACAUGUGAAGGAAUGCACCUCCCUCAUCUGCUGAAAAAUGUAUUUAGCCACUGGUUCAGUCCAGACACACCGACUGAGAUAUAUCCAGUAUACAUGAUGACUUUCGAAACAUUUUCUGCCCCUUGAUUUCUUCCAGUUUUGCAGUGAACAUUGAACAAUGUGCAAAACUGUUAAGAAAUGUAUUCCAAAACGUUUGGAGCUGGAACUGCAGUUAAAAGUGGUUCUACAAGGUUUUGGGUCAUGAGUUGAAUAAAUCAUUUUCUGCACUACUAAGGACAAGAGAUGCAGCGAUAAAUUGGUGCUGAUUUCCUUCAUGUUUGGUGAUCGAAGGUGUGAAAAUCAGCCGCUGUCCUGUUUUAAUCACACAAGUGAUUAACAAUAAUCAUCUCACUUUUGCCAACUUGGUUUGUUGUCCGUUAGGCUCAGUUUGACUGGGGACCAAAAUUGCAACAUUUUUUAUUUUCUGCUGAUGCAGUUUUCUUUCAUACUACAAUGUGUCAAAUGAACCAAACCCUUUGAAAGACCUGUUCCCCUCUUUGCCUGAAGAGGCGCUGUACCAAGAGCCAUUGAGAGAAAUGACAUAAAAACCUCUGAAGAUAUUGAGAGGAGCUUCUUUUGUCAUAAAGCCAAAAUCAGAUUGUAGUUGUAGGAUUUUUGUUUUGACGUUUGUAAAAGAACACAGAAGCCAUUCAGAUUCAGAUUUAUUCAUGUCCCCAAUGGGCAAUUGAUGAGCCAUUACUCCAGCUGGCAUUAGUCUCAUUCCUUUAUUAUGGUUAUAUUUACCCAGAAUGCCCUGCGUUAUAGUCUGCUUCCUGCUUUUGGAACGGGCUUGGUGUUCACAUAUGCAUUUGCGUCAGUUCACUUCAGCUCAACAACUCUAGGUUUGUAGGUGGACCAGAGUUUUAUUGUUUGCCUGUUUUUAGUUUGCAUUCAUUUUUUUUGUUCUAAUUGGUCAGUCACAUCUCCCCAAACGAACCAGACUGCAGACAAACUGAGAUUAAAGACGACUGAACAGGGCCGAUCUGAAUGCAUACUUAACCAUUUUUGGCACUAUAUUUAUAUAUGCUAUAUCUGCAUUUUUGGACUUUCUAGGACCCAAAAAUUUGUAUUUGUCAAAAUCUGAACAGACUUUUAAAUGAUCUUUCAGAAAACUACAAUCGGUGCUCUCCUAGUUGCACUAUUUUGUUCCAGUCUCUCACCUGCAAUCCUAUAUUAUGACUUAACUGUGAUGAAAGGUGAACAAGUUCAAGAUGUAAGGCACUUUAAGGAUUUAUCUCUAUGUAUACAAGCUGCUGCACAGCCUCUAAUCAUCUAAAAUAUAUUUCACUCCCAGGAUGAGUUAAAAUAGGGAAUUAAUGGUAAAUAUAUUCUGUAAUUUAGCUGAACGAUCUUUUUUGUUUUGGACUGGCAAAAUUCUGUUUCCAUAUUGAAGUGAUUCCUUUGUGAAACCAGAUCCAUGAGCUUUUAAUUGCUGCCAAAAGCUGCACAUAAGCAGCUCCUCUUUGCUAUUUCAGCUAUUUUUAUCAAUUCAUUUUCUUAUUUUUAUUUUGUAUGAAGGACAGAUUCUAAGAAUCAAAGAAAUAAAAACUGUUUAGUUCUUCCUG